GUUGUCCACAAUAAGCUGGCCACCCCUCUUUCGUACCCAAUGGACUUCAAGAAAGGUAUAAAAGCUCCACCACCACUUUCUGUCUCAGAACCAGUUGAAGUGCAAUAUUGAAGUUUGUACUGUACAAUUCAGGAUCCAGAUUCUAACCUCAAGACAUGUUAACCAGGGAUUUUCUCAUUCUUUGCUCUCUGGCAGUUCUGCUGGUACAUGCUGACCGUAAUACUAAUAAUGAUCACACCGCCCAAGCCAUAGCCACAGAUAAGGACUCAACCUCCGAUGAAGCACCGACGGGGAGCUUGAAUGCCAUUUCCUCGGACCAGCCCAAGGAUAAGUCACAGUAUUACAAAGGAGGAACAGCUGAUGUAAGCAGUACAAGCAUGGAGGUUGGACAAGAUGCUAAACCUAACCAAGUGGCUGCACCUGGAGUCGUGGGAAACAGCGUUGAAGAACAGGACGACAUCGAGAGCUCAGAUGAAGGUGUCAAAAAAAGAAUUGUCCCUCCCCCUCCUCCCACUGCUCCACAACAAAAGGCUCGGAAGUUCACUGGGCCACGCGGGAACCGGAGAAAGGCUGCGGCGCCGCAGCAGAAGAGAAGAUCGCGACCCUCUCGUCGUCAAGCUUGAACUGUUACAAAGACACAGAGGCAAACAUUUACUGUUAGUUGAUUACAUAGAAACCCCUACAAAUAUUGUAUCCUAUUAAUGUAUAUGCCAUUACACGGACGCGUUAAUAACCGUAUGCACAGGAUGAAGAUGUUUUUUAAUGUGUUUUGGGCAGUAGAACAAGGCCGGAAUGACGAGAUAUUGUUUACUGUAAUGCCUGUGGGGAAAACCUCAACGUUGUGUUAAAUACAAACUCACGGGCAUUUUCUGUGAAUUUAAUGUAGCAUGAAACCUACCAUGUAAUGUUUUGAUUUAUGAAAACAGGCCAAACACCAGCGAGAGAGCGUUCACACGUUCGUUAUAACCUGAUGUGAACCAAGCGGUACUGUUGCAUCACUUUGGAGACUGACCAUAAAAGCCUCAAUUCGCCAACCUGUUUAAAAUUAGCAAGGACCUCAUUCCCGAGAAAAAUACCUCCAUUUCUAAGAAUGACUUCUGCCAUUUUGUCACUACCCAGUUGGUGACAAUAUGGAGUUAUGAACUGGCAAUACAUUCACUACUAAGAUUUACAUUUUUUUAUAUAUAUAUAUAAUUAGGUUUAACUGAAAAGUUAUACGCUAUUUGUCUUUUAGUCGUGUGCUGAAAAAAAUAUUAAGAAAUCUCAGAAUCCUUGUGAGUUAAGAAGGGUUACCUUUGACUGGUGCUACCUACCCGAAGACUGGUAAUAUAGUCAGCCAUGGCAUAGCUGUUAGUGGAUAGUCUGUUUAAGCAUCCAUGCUGUCAAACACAAAGCCAGUGUUUCAAUCAAAAGUAUUUCUUUCUUUUUUUCUAAUCAGCAUUUUUAUACACACAGUAUUUAACAAAUUAUGUAUGAAAUGUGUUCAAUGAAUAUCAACUUCAAAACAUGUCUUGAGUGUAAACCUUUAUCUCUUACAUAAUAUCAUUCUAAAUAAACUUAAUGUGAGCAAAAUUUCCACCUGACCAUUCUUGAAGCAUCUGUGAUUGCUAAAAAUGAAUCAAAUUGAAAUGAUAUUCCCACA
This is a messenger RNA of Esox lucius (northern pike), 1642 nucleotides long. RefSeq lists its product as uncharacterized. The coding region runs from base 156 to 623 and encodes 155 amino acids. NCBI's taxonomy places the organism in Eukaryota, Metazoa, Chordata, Actinopteri, Esociformes, Esocidae. The record is from RefSeq and is a predicted model, not a curated record. The transcript has 10 exons.